GAAAAAAGAUUAAUAUUUUCAAAAAAGGAAAAAACGCAAACGAAACGUGGAAGGAGAGAGAAAAAGAAAAGUGAAGUCUGUAAGGAGAUAACACCUGAAGGAAAGAAGAAAGACAACGGAUGACCGGCAAAUUGGUCGAAGAAGCCUCUAAGAAAGGUUUCCAACUGGUUCGUUGCAGUGCAGAAUUCUCAUUUCUCGAAUAAGGAAAAAGGAGAUGGGCCAGCUUUUAAAUCCACUUCAAGGAAUUUUUUUCGUUAUUAAAGCAGUUGCUCAAGAUCCAGCCAAGUUAUAUCGUCAAACUUUGUCUCCAUAUUUCUCCAAAUAUGACAGAUAUCAUACUGUCUUAAUGUCAACCCCAGCACGAAGUUGGGGGGCAGUCUAUUGUAAGAACUUGGUGAACUCGGAGGACCACGCUUCCAGUUGGUGGAAUUUAGAGGCUGUUCCACAUGUACAAACUCUUGGAGAGUUUCCCAGGGAAGAACUUGCCGGAAAAGUUGUAAUGGUCAGGUUUGAUUCAACCUUAUUGCUACUGGAAGAAAUGGACCUAAGGACUAACUCGAUGAAGAAUGCAGUGUUCACCAUUAAAUACUUGCACAAAUAUGGAGCAAAAGUGAUACUUGCUACCAACUGGAAUACAAACUCUGCUGCAAGACAUCUGGAUAUAAAGUCUGUCGUGGAUUACUUGUCCUCUGUUCUUCAACUCAAAGUUUGCCCGGUAAAGUGCAGUUCGUAUAGUAUGAUGUUAACCGAGGAAGGCUUUGAGAAAGCUGAUAUUCUCCUUCUUGAGAAUCUUUCCAUGUUCAAAGAAGAAGUUGCCAAUUGCUCAAAAUUUUCCAAGAUGCUAUCUUUAGGUGUUGAUAUUUUUGUUAAUGACUCCUUCUCCCAAUCUCAUAGAAUUCUUGCGUCCACAGUUGGGAUUACUCGUUUUUGCAGUACCUGCCUAUCUGGCUUUAACUUUCAAGAACGUUUAUGCCAGUUAAAAAAGGCUGCAGAAACCAAGAGGCAACCUUAUGUUGCAAUUAUUGGAGGAGGUAACCUCUUAGACAAAUUGGCUGCCUUGCACGUUUUAGCUUCAACAUGCUCUGCGUUGGUCUUUGUUGGAAUGAUGUCAUUUCAGAUCAUGCAAGCCUUAGGGCUGUCUGUUUCUUACAGAUUGAUGAAUCAUGGUGUAUGUAAGGAAGCUGCAGACCUAAUCCAGUUUUCACUUGAUAAAAGGGUACAAAUUGUAUACCCCAAGGACUUCUGGUGUGUGAAUGUUGACACUUCAAAGAAAAUAGAAAUAUUUGCUUCUCAUGAUAUUCCAGACGGUUGGCUACCAGUCGAUCUUGGUCCUACAUCACUGGACGAAAUAAAUGCCCUGCUUAUGAAUAGCAAGAAAAUUAUAUGGAUUGGACCUGUGAAAUUCAGUGAUUCAAGCCAAAGUGCCCGUGGAGCUUCUAGAUUAGCAAGAAAGCUAUAUGAUCUAGCCCAAAGGGAUUGUGAUAUAACUGUUGUUGGAACCACUGCAUGCAAAGCAAUUAUGCAGGAAUCGAGUACCCUAUCUGCUUAUAAUGUUUUUGAGAAUGCUUCAGUUGUGUGGGAUUUCUUUAAAGGGAAACAACUUCCAGGUGUUUUGGCCUUGGAUAGAGCAUACCCAUACGAGAUUAACUGGGAUGCAGUGUUUUGUGAUACAGCUCUGCCUUUGGUGGUUGACAUUGGAAGUGGUAAUGGGAUGUUUCUUCUGGAAAUGGCUAGGAGGAGGAAGGAUCACAAUUUUCUUGGUUUAGAGAUUAAUGAAAAGCUUGUGAAACGUUGUCUACAUUCUGUUCAUCAAUUGGAGAUGAAGAAUGGGCAUUUUAUUGCGACGAAUGCAACGUCAACGUUUCGUUCUAUUGUGUGUAGUUAUCCAGGGGAGUUGGUGCUUGUCUCUAUACAGUGUCCCAACCCCGAUUUCAAUAAACCGGAGCACAGAUGGAGAAUGUUGCAAAGGUCAUUAGUGGAGGCAGUGGCAGACUUGCUUGCGUCUAAUGGCAAGGUCUUUCUUCAAUCUGAUGUUGAAGCUGUUGCUUUGAGAAUGAGGGAAGCUUUCUUACUAUAUGGAAAAGGGAAACUAGGUGUUUUGCAAGAACAAUUUGGGGAAGAAUGGCUAAGUGAGAACCCAUUUGGAGUCAGAUCGGAUUGGGAACAACACGUAUUAGAUCGUGGGCAUCCUAUGUUUAGGUUAAUGCUCUCAAAUUCAACAACGAAUAAAUCAUUCAACUGACUAGAUAAAUUUGCUUUUGUUAUGGUUAUUCAGCAAUGAAGCUCUAAGAAACCAUGAAAGUACGACCUAACAUGGUCUCCAAGUUCAUAUACUUUCGACCUUGUGUUUUAUCUAAUCGACGGAGGCAGUUAUCAUUAACCAAGUUUAUAGUGUAGAAGCUGAUAUGUCAAAGAAACUAGUGUGAUAAUUCAUGUUGCCUGAUUCCGAAGAGCUUGACUCAAUGUUAGAGGAAAAGCCUUGCCUUUUGUUGCAAAGAAAAGAAAACAAAAGACUCAUUUCUUGUCUGGUUCUCAAUCAAUUAGAUCACCUUUAAUAAUCAA
Molecule: messenger RNA, 2562 nt
Organism: Cucumis melo (muskmelon)
Lineage: Eukaryota; Viridiplantae; Streptophyta; Magnoliopsida; Cucurbitales; Cucurbitaceae
Product: phosphoglycerate kinase, cytosolic-like
Exons: 14
Coding region: 215-2242 (675 amino acids)
Biological process (GO): tRNA modification; gluconeogenesis; glycolytic process
Cellular component (GO): cytosol
Molecular function (GO): phosphoglycerate kinase activity; tRNA (guanine(46)-N7)-methyltransferase activity; ATP binding
Source: RefSeq, a predicted model, not a curated record